UGAAAGACUUAUGGUGUUGGUGUGUUACUACUUAGUAGAAAGCACCAUAUGCAGUUGCAGUUGCAGACGAAGAUGAAAUGCCAGAAGAUGAGUCUGCAACUAAAACUGAGAAAAGAAGCACUGGCCCAAUAUCUUUCUAAUUUUAUUUUGGUGCCGUAUUUUGUUUUAUUAAUAACCUUUCAUCUUGAUUUAUCGAGGGAGCGACGAAGGAGCAGAGUACCAGUUUGGGGAACAACGGUAGUGCCGAAAUGACCUGCGAGUGUUAUUUUGAUCCACAGUACGAGUAGCGCUUAUCAGUUUUCCUUUUUCUCGCAGCAUAUCCAUAUCGAGCGUACUAUUUUCUGAACCAACAUCCAAUCCGGGGGUGGACUUGUGCACGCAUCUGCGUGUGUGAGAAGGGGCGAGACAAAGGGCGAGCAAUCACCUAUUUUUCAAGGGCAACUACAAAGUAGACAGUGCUAGUACACGAUAGUCAUACAACCAUCACUCGUGUGCAUACUUCUACAAUAUUAUAACAACUGCGAUUCCUAUUCCGUGGAAUAAAACAGAAAGAAAUAACUCCUUCUCGUCCCCUACUGAUGCUCAAUUUUCGCACCCCAAAAUCGAU
Messenger RNA from Amoebophrya sp. A25, 607 nucleotides. The record is from the annotation of a GenBank genome assembly. Lineage: Eukaryota; Dinophyceae; Syndiniales; Amoebophryaceae.